AUGGCUCGGGCAGCUUUUCCACUGGUCAUUUUCUCGCCUUCUGGUGGACAUCAUGUAGAUUUUUCGCCUUCCCAUUUUCACUGGACAACAGGUGACCACGUGGACAAUGAAGUGGUUAAGCACACUCGGCCCUGGAUCUGCAGAUCCUCGCAGUGCAAAUGGCCCAUCUUUUUCUCCGUGCUGGCUGUGGUGGCUAUCACUCUUGGUUAUUGGCGCAUAUGCUACGGGUCGACAGGCCGCAAAAAUGGACAAAGACGAUUGGCAAGUAAAUCACCUGGGGUGGGCGACCCCGAGCUGUCAGCUAUACUUGACUGGUGCAGAGGAGAGAGGCAUGCUUCACCCAGCUGCACAUAUCCAACCUCAGACAGUGCAGCCGCCACACCAAAUGCCUCAUUCCACUCCCCAAUACCAGCAACUACUGCAAGCAGGAACGAUGAGCACGUUUCCAAGUGGAGGUCAGGGUUCUCCAGCUGUUUUACCACCACAAUACACAUCGCCACCACAGGCAGUGCAGCCGCCUCAUCCAGAGCUUCCUCCCAGCUAUCACUAUCGGCAUCUGCUGCGGACAGACCAGAGAACUAUGCCUGCAAGUGGGGAGGAUGCGUUCCGUGCCUAUUCAGGGGAAAGGCAGCUGAUGUCAUCUACGGCACUGCCACCACAGGCACAGCAGCCGCCUUAUCGAGAGCCUCAUUCUCAUAUUAUCAGGAUUCGCUGCGGGCUGGCCACACAAGCGCGUUUUCAAGUGGAGGGGGGAUUAUGCGUGCCAUUUUAGAAGGAAGACUGCCGCCACCUACAGCACAGCCACAGGCACAGCAGCCGUACCAUGGAAAUGCUGGUUCCAGCUCCCACUAUCAGCACCAGCUGCAUGCAGGCCAAACAAGCACGGUUACAAAUGAAAGAGAGGGUUCUCAACAACUUCCAGAUGGGAAGCAGCUGUUAUCCCCUACAGCGCUGCCACCACAGGCACAGCGGCCGCCUCAGGAAGACCCUCACUCCACUUCCCACUACCAGCAACCGCAGCAAGCAGGCACGACAAGCACGCGUCCAAAUGGAGGCGAGGCUUCGCUUUCCGCUUUAGAAGGACAGCCGUUGCCACCUGCAGCAUUGCCACCACAGGAACGGGAGCCUCCUACCGGAGAGCCUCAAUCCAGUUCCCACUACCAGAAACUGCAGCAAGCAGGCACGGCAGGCACGUUUGCAGGUGGGAGUGACGCUCUAAAUUCUUCUUCGGAAGUAAGAGGCCAGCUACAAUCACCUAAAGCACUCCCACCACAGGCACAGCAGCCGCAGCCGCCUCAUGGAAAGUCUUAUUCCAGUUCCCAUUACCAAACACUGCUGCAAACGGGCACGACAGACACAUUUUCAAGUGGAGGGGAGGGUUCUUCAGCUGGAGAGGGGAGGCAGCCGUUACCAGCUACAGCAUUGCCAGCACAGGCACUGCAGCCGUCUCAUUCCACUGACCCCUAUCAGAAAUUGCAGCAAGCAGGCGCGACAACCACGUUUCCAUGGGGGAAUGCUUCGCAUCCCUCUGUAGAAGGAAGGCACCGGUUGCCCUAUACAGCAUUUCCACAACAGGCGCAACAGCCGCCUCAUGGAGAGCCUCAUUCCAGCUCCCACUAUCAGCAUCAGCUGCGGGCAGACCAAAUAGGCACGUAUCCAAGUGGAGGGGAGACUUCUCAUCUUUCCGGAUUCCCACGCCCUAGUCAACACCACCCAUGGCUUAACGCAGAAAGGGAGCAGCGCCAAGUGAUGUGGCCUGCCGUUUCUUUGGAGGCAAGAGACCCUUCGUCACAUGGGCCGGCGCCUCCGCAAGCAUUGGGCCCUUCCAUUGUGCCUCCUCUGAGAGGCAACUUACGUACUGCAGAGGGAGGAGUGUCCAACCCCACUGCAGUUUCUUGGGCAAGCGACGUGCGCUCAGUUCAGGGACUGAAUGAGCAUGGUCCGUACCCAGGUAAUUCUGCAAGUUUUCCCCCUCGCGUAGCCCAGUCUGGUGAAGGCGCGGACCAGUUGUUUGAAGAUGGCUUCUUGCAGGCCCAGCAGCCUGGUGUAUUCCCUGGAGCUCAACUGAGCUCAGAUCAAAUGCAUUCUUCGCAGCUUUCUUCGGGUUCAAAUCAGAAGAGGCCUUUGGAAGAGCUUGACGCCGGCAGUUCACACGAUAUGUCCGUCUCCCCAAAGAGGCAGAAAACGCAAAUAUAUCUGGCGAUAGAGCUUGUGAACGACAAAUUCGCGUCUGGCGAUACUGCUGAGCCUCAAGCUACAACCACGUCAGAAAAUCCGGGAACUUCAGACAUCAGCUAUUCGAUGCAGCUGUCUAGCAACAUUUCUGCAUCUCAGGUCCAAACGGAUGCUGCACAAGCAGAUGAUGCGGAGAUCACCAGUUCAUCUUCUGAACCACCCACUGGGCAAGCAUGCCCCUCUUACAGCGAGGCUUUCAUUGCGCAUCCAUUUUACAGACUGCCAAAACUGUCUCCUGAAAUUAAAGUAAGGCAAUUUUCCGCGGAGAAAGCCUUUUCACGCGGCAAUUUGAUUUCUCAAGCUUCAGCAGUUUUAGGAUGGAUUCGUUCACUUUUGGUCAAAGAAGAGCUAUCGGAAAGAGACGUAAACGAACUUAUUGCCGCCACAGAGCGUGCUGUGUGUCAUUUAUUUUAUUUUCACCAGUCACCUAUUAUAAAGCUUGGCGCCGCUCAAGCUGCCAUGGUUUUGGCGCGCCGGUAUCUUAUGUUAGAUGCUGUUGUCAGUGUCAUGCAAGUUGUAGGGCCGGCGAUGGUUGCACAUCAGUGGUGGCCUGAGCUUGCCGCUGCGCUACCAACAACACUGUAUUUCGGAUAUACCCAUUCACCAUACAGGAGAACGAAAGCUCUCGAGGAACUUGCGACGAGGCUAAGUACGGCAGUAGAACUGCUAAAGAAGUGCAUUCGACCCUCGCCGCAGGAGACUGUUGAACUGAAGCGAGAGCUUUUUUGUAGGAAAUCGUCUCCUCAGUGCUUCAUGGGGCUUCAGUGGGAAGCUUGGCGAUUGGAUGACGGAAUUUGA
This is a messenger RNA of Eimeria necatrix, 3033 nucleotides long. RefSeq lists its product as hypothetical. Lineage: Eukaryota; Apicomplexa; Conoidasida; Eucoccidiorida; Eimeriidae. The record is from RefSeq and is a predicted model, not a curated record.